AUGUCUUGGACUGGAUUUAAGAAGGCAGUUAACAGGGCCGGUGCCCAUGUCAUAAUGAAAACUUCCAAAAACAAGGAAACAUCAGUCGAUCCAGAGUUCGACAAUAAGGAGAAGAACUUUCUCAUUUAUGAGGGUUUGAUUACUGAACUCGGUGAAGAAUUGACUAAUUUUAAGAUGUUGUUUGUUGACCUUGUGGAAACACAAUUUCAAUUAUCGAAAACGUUAGACUCUUUUUACGGAGACUACAAUUUUGGAAUUGAAUCGGACAAUAUGGUAGGAAUUAGUAUUGAGAAUGAUGGCUUGUCGACAUUGGGGAGUAUCAAUAACAAUAGCAGAAUUAAUGGUAGGGAUGGUAUCAGUUUGAAACUAUUACAAAAUUUGAACGAAAUAAGAUCUACAGUAUUGCCCAUGAUUGAUGAGCCUUUGGAUAUCACCGUUUUUAAACCAAUUAAAGAACUGACAGAAUACAAUGAAGAAAUUCAUAAAUUGAUCAAGAAGAGAGGACGUAAGAAGUUUGAUUUUGACGUAUCGAAAACGAAACUCGAUAAAUUGCAAGGAGAUUAUGACGCUCUCGAUUUCAGUUUGAGAGAAAACAAUAUAUCGAAUGCAGAUGAAGCUGUAAAUUCUAACCCUCAAUUGGAGAAAAUGAGAGACAAGCUUGAAAAAAUGCGAGGUGAGUUUGAGAUCAUUAGCAAUAUCUACCAAGAUAUCAAUCAGAGAUUAAAACUUGAGAUUGAUGAAUACAUUGCGCUCAGGUUUUCCUUGCUCGAUCCAUGUUUUGAAAGCUUCCUCAAAAUUCAGCUCAAAUUGUAUUCUGAUUUACAGGAGAAAUUUAAGGAUAACGUUGAAAUAGAUGCACAAAGUAGGCAUGACCAUGAAACGGGAAAAAUUGAUGAAAGGUUGGAUGAAAUUUUGAAUAAAAUGAGAUCCUUGGAUAUCAACAACCUUUGA
This is a messenger RNA of Pichia kudriavzevii, 951 nucleotides long. RefSeq lists its product as uncharacterized. Gene Ontology annotation, biological process: actin cortical patch localization; plasma membrane tubulation; endocytosis. The transcript has a single exon. The record is from RefSeq and is a predicted model, not a curated record. Gene Ontology annotation, cellular component: medial cortex; Rvs161p-Rvs167p complex; mating projection tip. The coding region runs from base 1 to 951 and encodes 316 amino acids. Lineage: Eukaryota; Fungi; Ascomycota; Pichiomycetes; Pichiales; Pichiaceae. Gene Ontology annotation, molecular function: lipid binding; protein binding.